GUAUAAGGUAAGGUACGAACGACAUUAUAUUCGUAACCAAACCAUUAUUAUCGUGGAUUGUGGUCUCACAUUUUUGCGCUCAACGCCUCAACAGUCAACUGAUUUUCAGACUUUCAGAUUGUAAGAGUAGAGGCUAAAGGAUAGAAGAUCGAUUAAAGUUCAGAAUUCGUAAACGCACCGCCGGCCCUGCAGAACGGAGUACGCAUUACGAAGUCCGAACCAAAUCCGGAUUGGCGAAGACAGGCAUAGCGUUUUAACCGGUAAUAACCAACUCGUGGUUGUCAUCAGUGGCCAUCCGUUCACCGGCAACAGUACGCGCCAACGGGUGUCAUCAGUUACGAGGUUUACAUCGUAACAACUUCGACAGGAACCGAGAGCACUAUCACGAGUUAGAUUAAUCAUGGCAGGAGGCGACAAUAUGGGUGAUUUCCAUCAAAUACUCACUAGUUUGCUGAGUACUGACAAUAAUGUGCGGCAGACCGCCGAGGAAACUUAUCAAGCGUUACCUUUAGAAACAAAAGUAUCAUAUUUAUUCAAUGCUGUACAAAAUCAAGCUGGUGAUAUAGAUGAAAAACAAGUGGCAGCCGUAAUGUUGCGCAGACUUAUGGCCAAUGAAUUUAUGGAUUUUUAUUCUCCCUUGUCACCUGAAAAUCAGAAACAGUUUAAAGACAAUUUGUUAUUAAGUGUAAACAAUGAAAAAAAUGACAUAUUACGUAGACGUAUGUGUGAUGUUGCUUCCGAGGUAGCUAGAAAUCAGUUGGAUGAAGAUGGUAAUAACAGUUGGCCAGAAUUUUUGAAUUUCCUGUUUCAAUGUGCUAAUUCUCCUUCAAAUGAUAUGAAAGACUCUGCACUUAGAAUGUUCACAAAUGUACCUGGUGUUUUUGGAAAUCAACAAUCAAACUAUUUGGUUGUGAUAAAACAAAUGCUUCAGCAAUCAUUAAAUGUACCUGAUUCAAAUGUCCAAAUACAAGCUGUUAAAGCAAUUUGUGCUUUCAUAUUACACCAUGACAAAGUUAUAGAGAUUCAAAAACAAUUUACUGAUUUAUUACCAAACAUGAUGAGAAUAACAAAUGAAAGCUUGGAAGCUGAAGUAGAUGAUUCGUUGAUUAAACUAUUGGUCGAUUUAUCUGAAAACGCGCCAAAGUUUUUAAGAUCUCAGUUGCCUAAUAUAGUAGAAAUGUGUUUGAGGUAUCUUGGAAACGAAGAGGCAAGUGAAUCAUACCGUCAGAUGUGCCUUGAAGUAGUUGUUACAUUAGCUGAAACAGCUCCAGCAAUGAUGCGUAAAGAAUCGUCUAAGUAUAUUGUUCAGUUAAUUAGACAAGUGUUGGAGCUUAUGGCUACUGUAGAAGAUGAUGAUGAUUGGGGUACCCAAGAUGAUCCGGAUGAAACUGACCAAGAAAGUAUGAGUGUUAUAGCUGAAUCUGCACUGGACAGACUAGCUUGUGGUCUUGGCGGUAAAACAAUGUUGCCACAUAUAUUAAGUAAUGUUUCAUCAAUGUUGGCAAAUCCAAAUUGGAAGUAUAGGCAUGCUGCACUGAUGGCAAUAUCUGCUGUGGGUGAAGGUUGUCACAAACAAAUGCUGCCUAUGCUACCAGAAAUUUUGGAUGGAAUUUUAAACUUUUUACAAGAUCCACAUCCUAGAGUAAGAUAUUCCAUGUGCAAUGCUAUUGGUCAAAUGGCAGCAGACUUUGCUCCCACAUUUCAAAAAAAAUUCCAUGAAAAAAUUGUACCUGCUAUAUUACUUUUACUUGAAGAUAAUUUGAAUCCUAGAGUUCAAGCACAUGCAGGCGCUGCACUUGUAAACUUUUGUGAAGAUUGCCCAAAAAGAAUACUUUUAUCUUACAUGGAUCAGAUUAUGGUAAAGCUUGAAAGUAUAUUGCAAGCUCGUAUUGCUGAUCUUGUGGAAGGUGGUGGUAGACGAUUAGUAUUGGAGCAAAUGGUAACCACUAUCGCAUCUGUAGCUGACACUUGCGAAGGAGAUUUUGUUAAGUUUUAUGACCAUCUUAUGCCAUGUUUAAAAGAAAUCAUCCGUAAUGCUAUCGCUCCUGAGUUAAAGCUGUUAAGAGGAAAAACAAUAGAAUGUGUUAGCUUGAUAGGUUUAGCUGUUGGUCAAGAGAAAUUUUUGGCGGAUGCUAGUGAUAUAAUGGAUUUAAUGUUGGCAACUCAUAACAAAGAUGAAAAACUCUCGGAAGAUGAUCCACAAACUUCAUACUUAAUAUCAUCAUGGGCUCGAAUGUGUAAAGUGAUGGGUCCUCAAUUUGAACAGUAUCUUCCUUUGGUGAUUGGUCCAGUAAUGGCUGCUGCUUCAUUGAAACCUGAAGUUGCAUUACUGGAUAAUGAUGACAUGAAUAAUAUGACUGACAAUAAUGAGUGGCAGUUUGUACCUUUAGGAGAGCAACAAAACUUUGGUAUUAGAACUUCAGGUCUAGAAGACAAGGCAUCAGCUUGUGAAAUGCUUGUAUGCUAUGCACGAGAGUUGAAAACUGGUUUUGCUCCCUAUGCAGAAGAUGUUGUUAAACUUAUGGUGCCUUUAUUGAAAUUUUAUUUCCACGAUAAUGUUCGAAUUGCUGCAGCUCAAAGCAUGCCUAGUCUUUUAGAGUGUGCACAAAUCAGAGGAUCAGAAUAUUUGACACAUAUGUGGGGUUAUAUUUGUCCCGAACUUUUGCAAGCUAUUGAAUCUGAACCUGAACCAGAUGUUAGUGCUGAGAUGUAUGAUGCACUAGGAAAAUGCAUAGAAUUAUUGGGAACAGGAUGUUUAUCAGAUAAAUGGAUGAAAGAUCUAUUGCAUACUUUGGAAAAAAAUUUAAAUUCUCACUUUGAAAAUGAAAUUCAACGUUUAGAAAGGCGUAAAGAUGAAGAUUAUGAUGAGGUUGUGGAAGAAAGACUAGCUUUGGAAGAUACUGAUGAUGUCUACAAAUUAAGCAAAAUGACUGACAUUCUGCAUGCCCUUUUUGUCACUUUUAAAACAGAUUUCUUCCAGUAUUUUGAUCUUAUUGUACAUCAAUUUGCUAAAUUAUUGGAUUCUGAUAAGAGUGCAUCCGAUCAUCAGUGGGGUCUUUGUGUCUUCGAUGACCUUAUUGAAUUUUGUGGACCGGGUUGUGCUAAAUAUCAAGAAUAUUUUUUACGACCUAUGGUUGGAUAUGUUACGGAUGUUAACAGUGAAGUUCGUCAGGCAGCUAUUUAUGGCUGUGGAGUGUUAGGCAUGUGUGGAGGACCUAGUUUUGCUGGUGUAUGUGCUGAAAUCAUGCCAUACCUUUUACAAGUGAUCAACAACAGUGAAUCCCGAUCUGCUGAAAACAUAAGUGCAACUGAAAAUGCUGUAUCAGCUAUUGCUAAAAUAUUAGAAUACAACAGUUCAGCUAUUAAUGUUAAUGACAUACUACCUCUCUGGCUGUGCCACUUACCGGUUUGUGAAGAUACUGAUGAAGCUCCUUUUGUAUAUGGUUACCUGUGUCAGCUCAUCGAAAACCACCAUCCUUUGGUAUUAGGACCAAACAAUUCUAAUAUCCCUACUUUAAUAAAGAUAAUUGCUGAAGCAUUUGUACGAGAUGCAAUUGACAGGUCACAUGCUGUUGCCCAGAAAAUGAUUAUGAUUGUUAAAGGAAUACAGGCAAACCAAGAGCUAUUUAAUGCAUCUUUAGCUGUAUUGAACCCGGAACAGAUGAAGAUGUUACAAAGUCUUCUAAUGACUAAUAAUUGAUUUUAACAUUUACCCGUUAAUGUUUUAUUUUUGUGACAAAUUUGAAUCCUUAUUAUAACCCCGCUUCUACUAUUUUUAAUUUAUAUCAUCACUUGUUAUUUUUUGUUAUAUAGUAACAAAGUUAAAUAAUUUUGAAGAUGUAUUAAAAAUAUUUUGAAUUUUAAUACUCUUAAAAAUUGAAGUUAAAUUAAUGUUAAAAACUUUUAAACAUUGCAAGAUUUAAAUUGAUAUGUACUGCAACAUUUGUAAUAUACAUUUUUUUUUUUAAAUCUUAUUUUAGAUCUUAAAUACCAGUUAUCAUUGAUGACACUUUAUACUCACAAUUUUAUUUUAUUAUGUUAAAUAAUAUUUACUGUAUUUAACCAGCAAUCAAUAAUUACAUAUUUUUUCAUGCCGAAUUAGAAAACUAAAUUGUACACUAAUUUAUUAUUUUUCCCUCAGAUUUAGUAACAUGUUACAUUAUUGUUAUCAUCUAACUCAGUAAUUCUCAACCAGGAUGACACAAAAAAAUCAAUGAGAAAAGGAAAAAAAUUAAAAAUAAAUACAUUUUUGCAAAAAAAAAAUCAUAUUUUUUUAUUCCUAUUAAUAUCAUGUUUUGAACGUUUUUUUUCUGUGUACUGUAUUUUUUUUUUAAUAAUAGAAUUAUUUUUAAAUAUAAUGCUUAGUUUUUUAUUAUUUUGAUGAUGCAGAUUCUAGUGGUUAAAGGUGACAUUAAUAAAAAAAGGUUGAGAACUACUGAUCUAACUCUAUCAAAAUAUCUAUGUACAAUAGAAAAUAUUUGGUAGCAAUUGAUUGUUUAUGCUUCUCUUUAAGAGUACCAUCUAGAUGAUUAUAUUAUAUAUUUUUGUAGAAAUAAGAAGAUUACUUUGAGUUUAAUUUAUUAAUGCAAUGUUGAAUUAUUUAAAAAUGUGAAUUAUGAAAAAAAAUCAAUUUUUAAGAUUAA
Molecule: messenger RNA, 4643 nt
Organism: Aphis gossypii (cotton aphid)
Lineage: Eukaryota; Metazoa; Arthropoda; Insecta; Hemiptera; Aphididae
Gene: Karybeta3
Product: importin-5
Exons: 19
Coding region: 401-3700 (1099 amino acids)
Biological process (GO): protein import into nucleus
Cellular component (GO): nucleus; cytoplasm
Molecular function (GO): nuclear import signal receptor activity
Source: RefSeq, a predicted model, not a curated record